AUGACCCAUGCGGAUGAACGACGGCCAUUGUUGGAGGCGCAGCACGAUGUGGUGAAGCCUGAUCAUCCCACAAUCCCCGAUGGCGGGAUCAAAGCCUGGAGCCAAGUGAUUGGUUCAUUCUUUCUGAUGUUCAACUGCUGGGGCAUUGUGAAUUGUUAUGGAAGUUUCCAGGCCUACUAUAAGACCGUGCUGUUUCCCGAUGCGAGCCCGGCGGCUAUCUCGUGGAUCGGAUCGCUGCAGGCCUUCCUGCUCAUCUUCAUCUCCGUCCUGACGGGGCCGGCAUACGAUGCGGGCUACUUCCGGGCGCUGAUCGUGACGGGCACGGCACUAAUGGCUUUCGGCACCCUGAUGGUCAGCUUCUGCUCGCAAUACUGGCAGCUGCUCUUUGCCCAGGCCCUGUGUACGGGACUGGGAGCUGGCUGUCUGUUCGUCCCCGGAGUAGCCAUCCUCAGCACGUACUUUAAGAAAAAUGCCUCUUUAGCGACCGGAAUCGCUACCAGUGGCGGCAGCGUCGGCGGUAUCGUCUACUCUGCGAUUUUCAAGCAGUUCGAGCUAUCCUUGGGGUUCGCCACCUCGGUGCGAUUGCUCGCUUUGGUCAUGCUUCUUACCCAAUCUAUCGCCCUGCUCACGAUGCGUGUGCGCCUGGUUCCGGCCACUCGACGGGCCUAUCUACAGCUCUCGGCCUUCAAGGAGAUCCCCUACGCGAUCUAUAGUGGCGGCGUUCUGUUCGCGUUCAUGGGCAUGUAUAUCCCCUUCUUCUUUGUCCAGAAUUAUGCCAUUGAGCACAACAUUCUGCAUCCAGCCACCGCAUCAUAUGCACUGAUCACCCUCAAUCUGGCUUCCUUGCUAGGGCGUAUCAUUCCCAAUAUGCUGGCUGAUCGGACGGGCCCAUUCAACAUCCUCAUCCCGUGCAGUCUCACCACCGCACUGCUCGCGUUCGUAUGGAUUCGGGUCAAGACCGCGGAAACAUUGUUCGUCUUUUGUAGCCUUUACGGUUUCUUCAGUGGCGCGUUCGUGUCUUUGUCGCCGACAACCGUGGUCAGUCUCUCGCCUGAUCUGGGCGUCGUGGGCGUGCGGAUGGGUAUGAGCUUUGUGUUUGCAGCCAUUGGCCUGCUCACGGGGAAUCCUAUCGCAGGGGCUAUCUUGAAAGCAAUCGGAUGGCCGGCCCUGCAGGCAUUCUGCGGGUCUUGCGUCGGACUCUCGAUGCUGGCGAUGGUGGCUGCGCGGAUUGUCAAGGCCGGGCCGUCGCUUCGUGUCAAAGUGUAA
Penicillium brasilianum is the source of this 1266-nucleotide messenger RNA. The record is from the annotation of a GenBank genome assembly. NCBI's taxonomy places the organism in Eukaryota, Fungi, Ascomycota, Eurotiomycetes, Eurotiales, Aspergillaceae.